Messenger RNA from Arabis nemorensis, 252 nucleotides. The record is from the annotation of a GenBank genome assembly. NCBI's taxonomy places the organism in Eukaryota, Viridiplantae, Streptophyta, Magnoliopsida, Brassicales, Brassicaceae.
AUGGACAGGAUGAUCAGCUUCGAUGAUUCUAAUUAUCAUAUUUGGAAAGGCAAGAUGGAAGAUCUCCUUUAUGUGAAGGAGCUUCAUGUUCCAGUCUUCGAGGAGAAGAAACCUGAGGCUAAAACUGUAGAUCAGUGGAAACUACUACAUCGUCAAGUGUGUGGUUUGAUAAGGCAAUGGGUAGAUGAUAAUAUGAGGAAUCAUAUUGAAAAUGAGACUGAUGCUCGUUCUUUGUGGAAAAAGCUGGAGUAG